UGCAUGCAUAUGUAACGACUUUGUGCAACCCUUAAUACAGAUACGUGACGCACAAUGACAACGUUGUGGCAAGUAUAAUAUGCAAUAGCUACAAAGGAGUCAAGGCAGUAUUGUCAUUGCCGGGUCUCUCGAUAUCUCCCCGGUCACUUCACAUGCAGCACGCGUCUGCAGAGAGCGCGCCAGGGGCUUCCCGCGUCCUUCACACUGCACACGCGCCACGACAACGCGAGCCGGGACCCACCUGACUGUCGGCGAGACACUAUCUCGUGCUCUUUGUGUUUUUCGGCAAAAUCAUCAUAGGUCUCCAUCGGAUAUCUGAUUGUGGAGCUGGUAUAGCUCAGUCUGCUAUCUCACUGUCAGGACGAAUCGGAGGGGACUGAAAAGGAGCAGAACGUGCUGCGACUGCGAAGAGGGGAACCUGAGCAACUAUUGACACCUACAGCCCGGCGCAUUGUGGACCGGGUCCGAACAACGUUACAAGAAAUCCGGGGAGGAAGAGGAGGAUCGCAAUCAACCCCUUUUUAUUGUAUCUGAGCUGAGACCAUUCAUAUAUUGCCACCGAAGAGGCGUGUCCACUGCUUCUCCUGCCUCUUUAUCCAAUUGGAAUUGGCGGUCAUCGCUCAUCGGUUUACGAUCAAAGCGCGUAGAAAAACAACCGGCUAUACCCGACUAAUCAGAAUCGAGCGGUGUUUUUUCCCGCUUGGACAUGCUGUAGUUGUUGUUGGUGAUUUUUUUUUCAUUGUUUUUAUUUUAUUUGAACCUACUAUGGCUUCGUUGUAUCAGAGAUUUUCGGGGAAAAUCAACACGAACAAUUCCUUCCCGCACCUUCCGCCCGAAGCCAGCCGCCUCCUGGGGGGGCAGGUAACGGACGAGGAUAACGGCGGGAAGCCCCGCGAGCCGGUCCUCGUGGAGGCUCGGGUUCACGUGCCGUUCCGGAAGAAGAGGAGUGAGGACGAGGCUGACCUGGUCGGCAGCGCCCCCCCCCAGAGGAACUGGAAGGGCAUCGUUAUCGCCCUGCUCGUCAUCCUCAUCAUCUGCUUCCUCAUCGUCACCUCCGUCAUCCUGCUCACCCCGCGGGAAGAUGACAGCAUGGCCGGGAAGAAGAAGGUGACCGUGGAAGACGUGUUCGGCUCGGCCCUGCACAUCCAUCAACCUGAGGGCACAUGGCUGAGUGACAAUGAACUGCUGUUUCGCUCAAGGGACGGCAACGUGCUCAGAUUCAACGCGGACACACUGGAGAAGCACAUUCUGGUGAACAGCAAGAUGUUUGAAACAUACAAAGCCACCAAGUACCAGCUCUCCCCUGACAUGCAACACGUGCUGCUGGCCUACGGUGUGACUCCGAUCUUCAUCUUCGAGAACAACAUCUACUACCGAGCGACGGUGGGCGGCCCCACCAUCCGGCUGGUCUCCACCGGAGAGGAGGGCGUCUUCAACGGCCUGGCCGACUGGCUCUACGAGGAGGAGAUCUUCAAGACCCACAUCGCCCACUGGUGGUCUCCCGAUGGACUACGGCUGGCUUACACCACCAUCAACGACACCCUGGUGCCAAAGAUGGAGGUCCCCAUCUUCACAGGGGGCCCUUACCCCAACGGCAUGGAGUACCACUACCCCAAGGCGGGCGAGGGGAACCCCACCAUCAAGCUGCUGGUGGUGAGUCUGAACGGACCCCUUCACACGGUGGAGAUGGUCAAACCUGAAGACCCCAGGAUCAGCAGGGAGUACUACAUCACCAUGGUGAAGUGGACCACCAGCACCAAGCUGGCGGUGAACUGGCUGAACCGCGCGCAGAACAACUCCAUCCUGACGCUGUGUGAGGCCACCACAGGGGUCUGCGUCAAGAAACACGAAGAUGAGAGCGAGAGCUGGCUGCACCGGCAGAACGAGGCGCCGCUGUUCUCCCACGACGGGUUCAAGUUCUUCCUGACCCGGGCCAUCCCCCAGGGUGGUCGCGGGAAGUUCUUCCACAUAUCCAUGUCCAGCUCUAAGCCGAACUCCAGCAUCGACAUCCUCCAGUCCCUGACCUCGGGGGGCUGGGACGUGGACACCAUCCUGGCCUACAACCACCACGAGAACCUCAUAUACUUUCUGAGCACAGAGGACGACCCCAAACGAAGACACCUGUACAGGGCUAAAACCAUCCCUCCAUUCAACCGCUGCUGCCUGUCCUGCAACCACCAGUGUGGCUACGUGGACGGAACCUUCAGCCACAACAUGAAGUACUUCCUGCUCAACUGUAAAGGACCGAAAAUCCCAAGCGUGUCCGUCUACAGAACCGAGGGCUACAAGAAGCUGUGUGACCUGGAGACCAACGAGGAUGCGAACGCCUCCUUCGAGGGCAUGCAGAUGCCCCUGGUGGAGAACAAGACCAUCACCAUCGACGACUACUCGCUGACCGUGCAGAUCCUGAAGCCCGCCGUGUUCGAUGAAGCGGCGCUGUACCCCCUCCUGCUGCUCGUGGACGGGACCCCCGGGGGCCAGACGGUGACGGAGCAGUUCUCGGUGGACUGGGCCACGGUGCUGGUGAGCAGCUACAGCACGGUGGUGGUCCGCUUCGACGGCCACGGCAGCGGCUUCCGCGGCACCAACCUGCUGCACAGCGUCCGCAGGAAGCUGGGUCGGCUGGAGGAGCAGGACCAGCUGGAGGCCCUCAGACUCAUAUCCAACGAGCCCUACAUCGAUAAGACCAGGAUGGGCGUGUUCGGAAAGGUGUAUGGAGGGUACCUGGCCACCGUGCUGCUGAGCUCGGAGGAAAUACAGCUCAAGUGUGGCGUUGCCGUCUCCCCCAUCACAGACUUUGAGCUAUACGCCUCAGCGUUUUCGGAACGCUACCUGGGCUCGCCGAAGACGGAGCCUCGCGUGUAUCAGAUGUCUAAUCUGGCAGUGCAGACCCACCAACUCCAGGACAAGCAGUACUUGAUAAUCCACCCCACGGCAGAUGAAAAGGUGCACUUCCAGCACUCGGCGAAAUUCAUCAGCCAUUUAAUCAGCCAGAAGAGCAAUUACAGCCUACAGAUCUACCCAGACGAGGGCCACUUCCUGCACAGUGCGGGGACACGGCGGCACCUGGGCCAGACGCUGGUCAACUUCUACGAGGAAUGCUUCCGGCUGCCGGACAUACCGUCUGAAGACGACGAAGAAGAGGAAGAAGACGACGACUAAACCCUGCCCCGCUCUCUGCCGUCAUGGCACGACGGUCACCUACUAUAGCACAAUAUGCAACCGAUCUCCUCUUUCUCCCUUUUUAAAUCCGUCACUCCACUUGCUGCCCCCUUGUGGUUUGUAGCUGUACUUUUGAGGCGCCGUACAUGCAUGUGCAAAAAAAGCGCCCUGAUCUUCUUCCUCCUCCUCCUCCUCGGGCUGACAAGGGACCAGUCUGUACAGCUGUUCACGCCCCAUGGGUUGAAUAGCAAUAGAUCCCAUAGGUAAUUUUUCUGUCAUGGACUUUAGUGUUGGAGGAGCCUCUUCUUGCGCUCCCCUGGUGGCCGAGUAGAGGAACAACACAAUCUUGUCUGAGGCCUUUUGCGUCCCCCUCUCACAGACACACUACUACGCACACCAAGAAGAAUGCUUUACAGCACAACGUAUCCCCAUGUGAAGAUUCUCAUCCUCGACUACAUCUUUUAGAUCGGACUCGUUAAGAAUCUGACAGCAUCUGUUGACUCACAACCCUUCUGAUUAUCGUGUUUAUGGCUUCUGGUACGUGAUUCUUUGUGUGGAAAUGUGUUGUCCUACAGUCGUGUUUUGGCUAUGCACAGAUGUCGUCUGGCGACAUGAACUUGUACCGCUAACCAAAAUGAGGGGAUGAUGCGUCAUGUUGCUCCGAAUUGAAAAUGUGUCCAAGAAAACCGAUCAAAUGUUUUCCUGUCCUGAUGUUUUGAUUGAUCUGUGGUGUUACUUUAGUCACUGUGCCUUAAUGUGGGUGUGCUCAUUAUAAAGAACCCACAAUUUCCUCAAAAAUACGAAUGGUCUCCAUUGAGGUGCACAUUCACAUAAAUUAAGACAACUCACACAUUUAAUUAUUGUAGAUCAAUUAGCUCAGUGGGCAGUGUUGCCAGAUUGAGACAUUUCCCGCCUAAUCUGGCAAACCUGGCUGAAGCGUGGUUUGUAGAACAUUUCAAGAAGAUUUGCUUGACUCCCUCCCAGUCAAAAAGGCCGAUCAAUAUCUGAUCCGAGAGCGGUCCUUUAACAUUGGAGGUACCUCCCCAGUGGCUCGUUAUCUAUUUUGUUAAUCGAUUCAUUCGAUCCGACUUAACCCGCUCUCAACGUCACACGUUAGUAACGUCAGUGAGUUUCUAGUCAGCUGUUGUAAAAAUUGUAUAAAAUCUUAUUGUUUCAAGUCUUUGUUGUGUGUGAUUGCGCAACUUGUACAUAAAGCAUUUUUAAAAGUGACCCGACCCCGAUUGUCUGAACGUAUCGCAUCAGAACUGCUCGGGAAAGUUCUGUUUAUCGUUUGGGUCGCUUGUGGCGCUCAGGAGCAAACAAGAACCACGGUUCCAGUUUAGGUGCGUCACGAUCAAACUGCGCCUCAUCUCAAUAAAGAACCAGAGACGCGUGUGCCAUUGACAAGGUUUAUUUCCAGUGUUUUCGAAGGCUUUGUCCCUCCUCGCUUCCUCCCUACGGGGGAGGCCCACAGAUUGGUUACAAAUGGUCCAGCUCAGGAGAGCCCAAUGCAUGUCGGCCGGGCCCUCCAGUACCUUUUUAUCACUGCCCAGCCACACCUGGCAAUACUGUAUACUUAACGAGAA
Molecule: messenger RNA, 4748 nt
Organism: Gadus macrocephalus (Pacific cod)
Lineage: Eukaryota; Metazoa; Chordata; Actinopteri; Gadiformes; Gadidae
Product: dipeptidyl aminopeptidase-like protein 6
Exons: 24
Coding region: 766-3162 (798 amino acids)
Biological process (GO): proteolysis
Molecular function (GO): serine-type peptidase activity; dipeptidyl-peptidase activity
Source: RefSeq, a predicted model, not a curated record